Molecule: messenger RNA, 762 nt
Organism: Vicia villosa (hairy vetch)
Lineage: Eukaryota; Viridiplantae; Streptophyta; Magnoliopsida; Fabales; Fabaceae
Exons: 6
Coding region: 1-762 (253 amino acids)
Source: RefSeq, a predicted model, not a curated record
AUGACUCCUGUACAGAAAUUGCUUUCAAAGGCUGUUGUAAUGCCUAUUGGGGAUAUUAUUAAACUCAGAACUAUUACAUUUUGUGCGACUGUUGGAGAAACUAAAAUGCUGGUUGCCUCUCCGUAUGGCUGGUAUUAUCGUGGUUGUCAUGCUUGCUCAUGUAUUGCGCGUGGUGACAAAGCUCCGUUUGAGUGUGAGGCUGGACAUUUCACUGAGGCAGAUAUUUUUAGGUAUAAGAUUGAGAUUGAGGUUACUCAUGCCGGGAAUAGCUGUAACUUUCUAUUUUGGGACCGAGAGUGUGAGUUACUUUUGGGAUUGUCUGCUUCUCAGUUGCGUCAUACAAUGAUUAAGGCUGGCAUUCAUGAUCCCUUGGAAUUCCCACUGGCAUUGGAUCAGAUGUUGGAUUGCAAGAUGGCUUUCAAAGUUAAGUGGCAACCACGUUGGAAGAAUGCCUCUGUCGUUAUGCUAUUGAAGAAUGACCCUUUUGUGAAAGAGCUUGCUGAUCAGUUUGACACAGAUGAAAUGAAACAGCCUGCUGUCGAAGCAAUGACCACUGUUCGAUCCGAACCUAAUUUUGUCGUCGUAAGGACGUUUACUGAUCUUGAUGUGAGUUCAACGCACAGCAUAGAUCCAGUUACUCCUACUGGAAAAAGACACUUUCCAGGCGCAUCAAGCGAGUCAACAACCUCAGAUGCCACGUGUGAUGGAGAACUUUCAUCAAACAAGUUAAAGAAAAUUAUAAAAAUAGAGAAGAUAGAUUAG